Molecule: messenger RNA, 846 nt
Organism: Pseudovirgaria hyperparasitica
Lineage: Eukaryota; Fungi; Ascomycota; Dothideomycetes; Acrospermales; Acrospermaceae
Exons: 1
Coding region: 127-741 (204 amino acids)
Source: RefSeq, a predicted model, not a curated record
UGUCGAGUACGGUUCUGAAUAUCGAGUCAAUGUAAUGAAAUGGUAGUGCAAAAAGUAAUCUUGACUACCACUGGGAUAAAUGGCGACGAGUAAAUACCCUUUUCGGGCGUUGGAGUGUGAAGGACGAUGGUUUGGCUGAUGACUUGCUUCUGCGCAUUAUACCACUUUACUUGGAUAAGUCUUUACGGAUCCUAUCACCACAGUCAAAAAGCGCAACCUGGUUCUGUCGAUGGAUGGAUAGAUGUGAGCAGUAUUUAUCCAUUGAUCGAUCUCAGCAUGAGCACAGAGCAACUGUUCCGUCCAUCAGACUACUCCGUACGCGACAAGAGGCUUCGUUUCUACGCCCAGCUCUUGCGAGAACGCCGUAUUCAGCUCAUUUGCUCAUACUCUAAAAGAGCUGGUAAGAUCAAGGGGAAUACCCCUGAAGAUCCUCGAAAACCCCGGAUGAGUGGGCUUACUGGAAAGCGUGAAGCAUGUUCCUGUCGUCGCUUUUGGGCACGAAGGUCCAGAUGUUACGGUAGAAAGCAAGCCAGCACCAUAAUCUCAGCGUGGAAUUGUGCGUUCAGUGGGAACACAGAGUCCAGUACGGCUUCUGGUCGAUCUACAUUAUCCUCGUGCAUGGAUGUGUCUGUUGAGAGUGUUCUCCUGGAUCGACAGCUCCUGGCAGAAUCCUGUCUGCAUUGUGCGUCCUUCAAAGACAAACCAUGGACAACCUUGGAAAGUCAUGAAGGGAGGCAGUGAGUCACUUGAGAGAAAGACCGGUAGUUGCCCAUGGGACUUGCGCGCUGGGGACACGUUGCUUGGGAGGUCUGAGCGACAUGCCGGGAAAAAUGGUUGGUGCGGUGC